GAGCCAAUGCCUUUGGGCAGCUCUCUGAGAAAUAAGACGUGUGAUAAAUGGCCAUGAGAACCAUGGAGAGCAUCGAGGAGAAGCUCACUGUUCGAGAGCAAGCCUGCUCAGCUGGCUGCAUGCUUCUGGCGACCUGCAUCCAGGGAGCGGGCACUGGGCUCGUGGGCGUCUUCAUCGCCCAUCUCAUUCGAGAUGUCCAGAUCUUGGGGUUCGGGCACGACCACGGGGGCUUCUUGGAGAUCGCCCUUGAGGCGGACCCCUACCGGCGGAUGAUCUGCGUGCUUAGUGGCGGACUGAUUGGUGCCAUCGCCUGGUACUGGCUGCGGGGCCGGCCAACAUACCUCGUCUCAGUGGACGAGAGUCUGAAAGGCGCGAAAAUGCCGCCCGUGGCCACCGUGCUGAAUGCCAUGGUGCAGGACAUCGUGGUGGCCUUGGGUGGCUCCUUCGGCCGCGAGGCGGCGCCCCGGGAGAUCGCCGCCAUGUGGGGCGGCGCAGUGGGGGAUGUCUUCAGGGUUUCAUCCCAGCAGCGCAAGG
Effrenium voratum is the source of this 534-nucleotide messenger RNA. The record is from the annotation of a GenBank genome assembly. NCBI's taxonomy places the organism in Eukaryota, Dinophyceae, Suessiales, Symbiodiniaceae.